Marasmius oreades (fairy-ring Marasmius) is the source of this 651-nucleotide messenger RNA. RefSeq lists its product as uncharacterized. The record is from RefSeq and is a predicted model, not a curated record. NCBI's taxonomy places the organism in Eukaryota, Fungi, Basidiomycota, Agaricomycetes, Agaricales, Marasmiaceae. The transcript is spliced from 8 exons. Bases 1 to 651 code for a protein of 216 amino acids.
AUGAUGCAAGUUGUUGAGCACGGUGUUAUUAACAUUAUGCUCGUUCCUGACGCUGGGCCCCAUCCUAAUGCAAGAUCUCGCAGCGAUGCGAGUUGGCCUAGGAACUACUUUCGAGGAUUUUCAUCAAUACCCCAAUUCCACAUAAACAUUGAGGAACAGCACAUGCUUUGUAAACACCAUAUUACUUGGUUGGAUAGAAUGUGCACAUCUCUCGAGUUCAAAGAUCGGACUACAUGGAAUUCCGCCGUUCGUCUGCAUUCCGACUACCGCGCAACAACAUAUAGUUCCCGAAGAAGCCAAUGCGCGCCUGCCAACAAUCAUAGACCCAUUUUACCUAUCAGCGGUCGCGACUUUGGUCGCUUUGACCCAGAUCCUCAAGGUCGUAUGAAGUUCCCCCACUCAUCGACAUGUCCUCGGGUGGGAAUGACUGCAGAUAACCGAAUGGCGCCUCCUUUUUAUUGGCGUUAUGCUCGCAAGUUUCACACAAUGGGCGCAGCCUAUCUGAAGGCGGCUGGUUCUGGAAACUCCACAGUAGCAUUCACGAUAGAAACGGUAUGCACCAUUCAAAGCGUAGUGAUGAUUGACUCACGGGUGGGCUUCAUUUUGGAAAUAUACAGCACCACAGCGAGCCUCUAUAUCACCACGAGGUGA